Hipposideros armiger (great roundleaf bat) is the source of this 2923-nucleotide messenger RNA. It is a transcript of the gene IP6K3, whose product is annotated as inositol hexakisphosphate kinase 3. The record is from RefSeq and is a predicted model, not a curated record. Gene Ontology annotation, molecular function: inositol hexakisphosphate kinase activity. NCBI's taxonomy places the organism in Eukaryota, Metazoa, Chordata, Mammalia, Chiroptera, Hipposideridae. Gene Ontology annotation, biological process: inositol phosphate biosynthetic process; phosphatidylinositol phosphate biosynthetic process. The transcript has 6 exons. Gene Ontology annotation, cellular component: nucleus; cytoplasm. The coding region runs from base 256 to 1572 and encodes 438 amino acids.
GGGUCAGGUGACCUCCCCUCCCCAGGCCGCAGUAGCCUGGCCCUCUGGGUAGACCUCUCACCAGUGCUGUAGUGGACAGUGACUUCUUCACACUGAGACCCUGGGAAAGGCCUUUGCAGUCAGUAGGCACUGAAAGAGAAGACUGCUUUCUGCUGGACCCUCUCUUCCACACACUCUCCACCACCCCACCGACCCCACCGGGAAGGAGGCGCUGGGACCCCGCCGAGAGCCCACGGCUGGGAAGACAACUAUGCUAUGACAACAGAAAAGGCCAGGGAGAAAACCGAGGACCUGACAGCCCUGUCUUCUGUUCUGCAGCUGCUACUUCUACAUCAGGCCAUGGUUGUGCAGAACAGUGCAGAUGCCGGGGACGCCGGUGUAAGAGUGCAACUGGAGCCCUUCCUGCACCAGGUUGGGGGGCACCUGAGUGUGAUGAAGUAUGACGAGGACACUGUUUGCAAGCCCCUCGUCUCCCGGGAGCAGAGGUUCUACGAAUCCCUGCCCCUAGCCAUGAAGCAGUUCACCCCGCAGUACAAAGGGACCAUCACGGUGCACCUCCAAAAAGACAGCCUUGGCCAUCUCAGCCUGGUUGCCAUCCCACUGAAGGAGAACCAGGAGCCCUUCAAGGUCUCCACAGAGUCGGCAGCCGUGGCAAUAUGGCAGACGCUCCAGCAGACCACCACCAGCAGUGGCGGCACCCGUCCCCUCUCCCAGUGGCAGCACGCUCAGCUGACACACUCGCUCAAGGAGAGCCCGGCCACAGCUCUCCUGAGGUCCGAGUUCCACCUCAGCACCCACGUGACCUCCCUGUUGGAAGAUGCUAAUGGGAACCAGGCCGAGAGGAGGAGCUUUAACCCGUGGGGCCUGCACUGCCACCAGGCCCACCUGACCCGCCUGUGCACAGAGUACCCGGAGAACAAGCGGCACCGGUUCUUGUUGCUAGAAAACGUCGUGUCACAGUACAAGCAUCCCUGUAUCCUGGACCUGAAGAUGGGGACCCGGCAGCAUGGAGAUGACGCGUCUGAGGAGAAGAAGGCCCGGCACAUGAUGAAGUGCGCACAGAGCACCUCAGCCUGCCUGGGCGUGCGUAUCUGCGGCAUGCAGGUUUAUCAAACUGAUAAAAAGCACUUUCUCUGCAAAGACAAGUACUAUGGAAGGAAACUCUCAGUCGAGGGGUUCAGACAAGCCCUCUAUCAGUUCCUACACAAUGGAACCUGCCUCCGGACAGAGCUGCUGGAGCCCAUCCAGCGCCAGCUCCGGGCCCUCCUCUCGGUCAUCAGGAGCCAGAGCUCGUACCGGUUCUACUCCAGCUCUCUCCUCAUCAUCUACGACGGGCAGGAGCAACUAGAAGGAAACCUGGGCGGCCCGCACCCUCGAGAGGCUCCGCAGAUAGCCCACGGCAGCUCUCCUGGAAGUCUCACCAAGGUGGACAUCCGGAUGAUCGACUUUGCUCACACGACAUACAGAGGCUCCUGGAAUGAGCACACCACCUAUGACGGACCAGAUCCGGGCUAUAUUUUUGGCCUGGAAAACCUCAUCCAGAUCCUGCGGGAUAUCCAGGAGGGAGAAUGAGACAUGUUGGGCCCAUCCAGAUUCUUCUGGAGUCUGGAUCUUAAAAGGGACCUAUUGGUAGCAAGGGUCAUCUAGAUACCCCUUAAAUGUCUUUGUAAUAAUCACAUUUCGUAUAAAAGCCAUCACUGUACAUGGCAAGCUAUGUUAAUAGCUGCUAAAGAAACCAGCACUGGAGAUAAUUCACACAGCUGGCAUCUGGUGCUAACACCAGUCUUCACAGACUGGACAAUCAGUUCGAAAUGGCACCACCAUGGAAUUCACUGGGGGCGUGCAGCGUAAGCUACAGACCAGCAUUACAGUAAGAAUCUGGAGUAUUUGCAUUUAAAAAUGCUUUCUUGUUGUCAUGCUACAGUCCUUACAAGUUGAGAGGCAAAAAAAAAACUUACUUGAAAAAGUCUUGAAGAGUGAGUUCAUAGUUCAUGGGUUUCGCUUGCAGGGGGUGCCCAUUCCUGCGGGCAGACAGAGCUAAUGCACGCCUCUUACCUUCCUAGGAGGCACUGUAAGAGGGGCAGGAUGAAGUGGGACAGAUCUGCCCAUCUCACCAGCUUGUUCCCAGCUUGUUCUGAAUGGACAAGGACAAUCCCAGACACAGCACUGGGAAACCAACACCUCAGGUUCUCCAUUUUUGCCUGUGGAGAGAAGGGUCUCUUUACAGACUUCCAAGUACCUACUGGAAGCAAUGAUUCUGCCAGAAUCUGACCACGAAAUGGCUCUGAUUCUGACUGUGAAAUGCAGCUUCCAGUGGUGGUGAAAUGUGCAUGAGGAGCCACUGAUGUUAAACUACACCCUCAGCUUUCUACUUAUUUAUUGGGGGUGGGGGGUGGAGGGAAGGGUGUCAGAAGGGAAGAGCCUGGAGGACCAAGGAAACCAGGCGCAAUGUUUACAAGACCAGUGGACAAGUGUAAAUAUGGAACAAAGAGCAAACAGUUCUAAUUAAUUCCUUCUUCUGCAGUGUGGAAACCUAUUACAAUGCCCUUGAGUCAAGCACUGAGAUUCGUUACCCAAUUAGGGAAAUAAAUUUGUUAAUAAAAUUGCUGAGGUCGCCAGUGAUUAUUUGGUGGACUUUAUUACCCUUUCUGUUUACUUAUUCUAAUCAUCACACUGUAUAGUAGCUCCAAUUUAUGGGUGACUAGAGUAUAUAGCAAGAACAGUUCACCAGUUUCCUACAGUCCUUUGGGGAACCCAGUAGGAAAUGGUGGCUAAUAAAAAAUUUGCAUGUAUCUACAAGGCAGGCACCAGACCUGAGAAGUAAGUGGUCCUUUCAUUUGAACCUCAUACAAUGCAAAACUAAGUAAUUUCUGAAUUCUCAGAAUUCUCAUCAACGUUCCAAAAUCCACACUAAUAAAGAAUA